Messenger RNA from Rhineura floridana, 5520 nucleotides. RefSeq names its product solute carrier family 25 member 43 (gene SLC25A43). The record is from RefSeq and is a predicted model, not a curated record. Bases 229 to 1323 code for a protein of 364 amino acids. Lineage: Eukaryota; Metazoa; Chordata; Lepidosauria; Squamata; Rhineuridae. The transcript has 6 exons. Gene Ontology annotation, biological process: transmembrane transport.
GGCACCUCCUUCCUCUUUCGAUGCCCCCUCUCCAACCCCAAAGAGUCAGUCUCCCUCGGCGUGCGCUUAUACUUCCCGUCUCCAAUCCGAACGGCACCGCCCCCCGACGGCCUGGCGCGGCGCGCAGAGGGGCUGGCCUGCCGAGUAGGCGGUGCGCCGCCGCGUCGUCCUCCUCGCUAGUUGCCCAGCCCGCAGCUGGCAUGGUGCUGCAGCCGCCGCCCGGGCGGCAUGGCGACCUGGAAGCGCGACAGUCGGCUCACCGCGCUGCAGCGGCUGAGCUGCGCCGGGCUGGCCGGGGCGACGAGCCACAGCCUGACGGCGCCGCUGGAGGUGUUCACCGUCCUGGCCCAAGUUGGCACUCCCCACUCCCGAGGGGGGCUCUGGAGGACUGGGCGCAACUUGUGCAAGGCCGAGGGCCUCGGGGCCCUGUGGAAAGGCAACCUCACCGCCUGCUUGCGCCUUUUCCCCUACAGCGCCCUACAACUCGCCUCCUACCGCAGGUUUGUCUUGCUGUUUGUGGAUGACUUGGGUCACAUCUCCCAGUGGGGUUCGAUCAUGGCAGGAAGUUUGGCUGGGAUGGUGGCCGCUGUUGCAACAUACCCGACCGAAGUUGUCAAGACACGUCUCAUUGUACAAAACUGGUUGGAGCCCUCCUACAAAGGAAUUCUUCAUGCUUUGUACAUGAUUUAUCAUCAGGAAGGCAUCGCUGCACUUUACCGUGGUGUUUCACUGUCAGUAUUAGGUGCUAUCCCGUUUUCCAUUGGUUCUUUCCUCGUUUACACCAAUCUGCAUAAAAUCUGGGCUGAACCCAGCCUCCGCUUCACUCCAGUGCAGAGCUUCAUCAACGGCUGCCUGGCAGCUAGCGUUGCACAGACACUUUCUUUCCCUUUUGAAACGGUCAAGAGGAAAAUGCAGGUCUUGGCGGACAUCUCACACAGGGCCUUGCAAACAUGGCUUAACAUAACAUUUGUAUGGGAACUAGGCCAGAGAGAAAGCAAGAGAUUCCUCACUGCUCAGAGUCCUUGCCUCCCACGCCAUGGAGGGGUUGACAUCCAUUUUACGGGCAUGGUAGACUGUUUUAAGCAAACAGUGAAGACAAAGGGAGUGCUCGCCCUGUGGAACGGACUCACUGCUAACUUACUCAGGAUUGUCCCAUAUUUUGGGGUCAUGUUCAGCACUUUUGAAUUCUGCAAGCGUGUCUGCCUGUAUCGAAAUGGUUACAUUGAUUCCCCUCUAAGCUACAAGCUAACUCCAGGUGUGGACCAGAGUUUACAGCCUCAAGAACUCAAAGAAUUUAAACUCCUUGGAAGAAGAAACUUUUAAGCCCCAGGAAGCAUUUUCUGGAAAGCUAUACUGGAAAGCCACACUGUAAAAUAGGACAUUGUGACUUACUACCAGCUGCUUACUCUUCAUCAGGGAGACAUCAAUGAAGACAUUGAACUGUUGUUAAUAGCAUGCCACUUCUUACUUAAAAGGCCUGUUAGUGAGAACACCAGGCGUACACAACUGGAUGGCCCACCAAGGCAGUGGAGUUCACCACUUACUAGUUAUGGCCUGCUAUGCACUAAGCCAAGGGUAAGGAAUCUCCAGCCUGUGGGCCACAUGUGAUGUCAAGUGUGGGGCAAGUACGGACGUGGCUAUAACAAUCAGGAGUGUAAAGUGAACUCCUGCCUGCUCCUUUGGAGGCAAGACUCCUUGUCAAUACCGUUGGGAAUCCUGCAGUGCAGCUGAGGGGCUCCCUCACCCCAUUUGGAGGACACAGUUCCUUCAAAGAGGCUUCCUGAUCAGCGGUUACAGCAAGCCCCUUCGAAGGCACAUCUUCAAAGGAAGUUACUGGUAUCCAGUAACUGGAUCAGCCAGCUGUAACUGCAGGGAGUUGGGCAAUUAGGGAUCUGGCCUCCCUGUUCCUUACCCCUAAGCGAACCUGCAGUCUGAGUCCUGGGCUAUACGUGCAGCAGAAUAAGAACACGCAAACCAUAGCAACUUAGUGCAGUAGGGAAAGUCCUGUUCCAGUUCCUUCCUUGCUCUGUUAUGUUUUCUGACUUCAGAUAGCUUUUUGAUGUAGGGGAGGAUUGACAUUUGUGAUCCCCCAUCCAGAGUCUGAAAUGAGACAGUUCGUUCCAACCCCUUAACCACUUAAUUCUAGCAUACAUGUAGACCAGGCCCCAGAGAGGCAGGAGAAAUAAGGCCACCAUAUAUGGAAGAUGGGCUGUGUUCAACACAUUGAAUCUCAGGUUGUGCCUGUCUGUCAUAAACUGGUGCAACUGUCACCAUGAAAGGGAUACAAAGUCUUCUCGGAAGGGAGGACAAGGUAUCAUAUCAGUGUCUUUGGGGAGGGAGAAUGCCAAAAUAAGAAAUCAGGUAUUUGCUUGCUUGCACUGAAAAUUCCGAACUGUUUUUGAAAAGUGAAAAGCAUAUGCAAAGGGAUAACCGACAAUCACAAAAAUGAUAAAAAAAGAUGUUUGAUGCUGCAUAUCUUUCAGACUAUACACGGUCAAAUUUAAAAAAUGGGCUUUAAAAGAGGGAGAAUUGAGCUUUUGCAGGGGGACAGGGUAGGGAGAUGGGAGAAGGAUAUUCUAACUGGAGAAUUCCUUGAUGAAUUCUGACCUUAGAGCUGAUUCACAUAAGGAAAAGAAUUACAUGCCCCUGUGCCUAGGCUUGAUCUCUCAGGCUGGAGUUCUGUGCACACUUACCUGAAAGUAAGUGCCACUGAGCAUAGUGAGACUUACUUCUCAGUAAACAUCAACUGAUGGCAGUGAUGUCAAGCCGUCUGGAUCACCUGCACAAUCAAGUUCCCUGAUGGGAACUCAAUUGUGCAGCCAAUCCCUACAGAAAGCAGUUUUGCAACCUGGUGUUUGGCGCUUCCCAAGCCCCAAACAUUGGGCUAGCAAAAGCCCCUUGCACCACAACUCCCAAGUUCCCAAAACCACUGGUUGUUGGGCAUUUUGGAAGCACUGCUCAAGGAACUUUGACAGGUGGACGGGACAACCCACCUGUCAAUUAUCUGGUGUCAUAAUGCUUGCUUUCCAAAGGUACACUGUUUAUUUUGGGAAGGUGAACUUUUAAUUACAUGAUUCUCUUCCACCACUGCUUGCAUUCUGAAGUAUUACUACCUAAGAGGGCUCUGCUACAUGAUGCUUCUGACUGUAUAGACUGGCUCUUGCAUUAAUUUACAAAGCUCCAAACAGCUUCGGUCCAGGGUACCUUAGGGACCACCUGAACCCUUUUAUCUCAUCUCAGUCCCUGAGAUCAUCUGCAGGAGCAUCAUUGGUCAUUCCCCAAGUUGGUGAGGCUCAUUUGAUAACAAGAAAUUGAGCCUUUUGUGUCAUCAGCUCAGUCCUGUGGAAUGCUGUGCCAGUAGAGAUUCAGCAGGCUUAAUGCCUGCUGAAAACUUUUCUGUGCUACCAGGCACAAAAUAUAUCUUUCUGCAAUAGUUAGUUAAUGAUUUCUGAUUAAUUUUUUUACAUGGUCUUACUGUAUAUAUAGAUAUGAUCGCAAACUGCUUUGAUUUUUUUAUUAAUAGUGGGAUACAAAAUAUUUUUACAAUAAAAUUUUUAAAAUGUGUCAUACAAGAGUAAGACAAACUGCCCUUGCUGAAAUCCCCGCUUCUGUACAGCUAUUAAAGUGGCACAGGAGCCCUGUAAACAUAUUUUGUAUCUCUGUAGGCAAGAAGAAUCAUUCCUCUUGGAAGUCUCGCUAUUAUUGACAUGGGUUGUCAGAAUCUGGUCUGGCUCCAGAGGAUGGCAAGGUCUAGCACAGGAUUGGAUAAACCUUUUCAGCCCAAGGACUCCAUUCCUUUGGGGGGGGGCUACCUUCAGGGGGCCACAUGCUGGUGCGUCGAGCCAGAGGCAAAAGAGGGCGAACCAAGAAUUGUGAAUUUUACUGUUGUACAGUAGGCUAGUUUCUACACACACACACCACACUCUGUUCUCCAUCCGGGCAAGCAAGAGGCAUUAUCAGAAGUCAAGGGCACGUUCCAGCCAGGCAAAAACACUCCAAGGGGAUUGGUGAGGGGAAGAGUCCCAACAAUCAGGCAGAAAGGGUUGGAGGGCCGCAUUUGGCCCUGUGGCCUGAGGUUCCCCACUCCUGGUCUAGCAGUUGCCAGGGCCCCAAGACCAGCACAAGGCCCACUGACACCAAGGAUUGAACCUGGAGCAACUGCAUGCAAAGCGUAUGCUCUACCAAUUGAGCUAAGACCCCCUGCCUGAGAUUCAGUACACAAAAUCACACACAGGAGCCCUUCAGGUGAUUGGUGCCCUGUCAUAAUUGGCAGGAGGGGUUGUCAUUGAGAGGCUCUGCUGCCUUCAGUCCCACAGGGCUUAGGGGUCAGGCAGGGGUGGGGAAACCCCAGGCCUUCCAAUUUGGCCCGCAAGAUUGUUUUCUCUAAGCCACACUCACCUGCCUCACUUCUGAUGCCAUAUGUGACAUUAGGUGGGAGGCAGAGAGAUGCAGCUGGAUUGGCUGGCCUUGCAGCCCAUCCCUGCAGAAAGCAGGAUUGAACUCCUUGCACAUGGGAAGUUCAAUCCUGCUUGAUCAGGACCCCCCCCUUCUCUCUCUCUCUCACACACACACACACCAAUUUUGACAGGUGGGUGGGACCUGCCACCUGACAAUCAUCUGAUGUGGUCCUGCCCACCUGCCAAAGUUGACUCAUGGGAUGGGAGAGCGGAUAAAGACCUGGCCUGAGGAGGCCAAAAAAGUUCCCCACCCCCUGCCGUAAGGGAGCAGAAGGGAGAAUCUGAUCAGAAUAAGGAUAGUAGUAACAACAAUAAAGAUACGGGGGGGGGGAGGCGGGUUUGAAGGACGCCAUUCCCACCUUGGUGCCGUCAGCCAGAGAAUGCAUUUAAGGACACACAGCCUGUUCCUUCCUGAAGUUGCCCAAGGAACACCCUGCCUGCGUCAUUGAGCGUCAUCCAGGUGCAAGCCCAUACCGCCUCCUUCCCUAAGCGAAGCUCUGCCUCCCUGUCCCCUUCCAAGGUUAGAGCCCUCUUCCUUCAUGCGCUUCGCCUACUGCGCCACAUCCGCUGCACGCCUUGUCAACUUAGGAUCGGGGCUUCUUUGCAUUAUCACUGGCAGCGUGUGAUCCUCCCAGCUGCCAGGGUCUUCCCAAAGGGGGGGGGCGGGAGAAGGAGGACACAGACCACACCACCACUGCAGUUCUCUCUGCAGUCCCUCCCUCCAGCUCGGAGCCAAUCAGGGCAAUGGGAAGCGGCUGUGCGUAGAUGCCCGCGUUUCUCCUCCCUCCGUUCUCACGUUAAAGCCUGAGCGGUAUAAAAACCGGCCAUUUCAGUUGCUCGGUCUCAGUAAGUCGGCCGUUUCCGCACCAUUUGUGUCUGGGGCCAGUUUUCUCCCCUCGCCGUCUUCUCUUCCCAUCGAAUCUCACAAGUAAUUCUCCCGUUCCCCUUUCCCGUGCGCUCAGCGUACUUUUCCUAUCCGGCAUCAUGACUGACCAAGCUAUUUCGUUCAUGAAAGAUUUCUUAGCGGGCGGCGUGGCGGCCGCGAUCUCCAAGACGGCGGUGG